This is a messenger RNA of Cannabis sativa, 2184 nucleotides long. RefSeq names its product RNA pseudouridine synthase 4, mitochondrial. Lineage: Eukaryota; Viridiplantae; Streptophyta; Magnoliopsida; Rosales; Cannabaceae. The transcript has 10 exons. Gene Ontology annotation, biological process: pseudouridine synthesis. Gene Ontology annotation, molecular function: pseudouridine synthase activity; RNA binding. Bases 35 to 1501 code for a protein of 488 amino acids. The record is from RefSeq and is a predicted model, not a curated record.
UAUUAGUAUCUAUCAGAAGCCCAAAACCACAAAAAUGGCGAACCCCAACCCUCUCCGCCACCUCCUCCUUCGAUGGCCGUCGAACGCCGCCGACCUAUGCAGUACAAGAGUCUGUAACUCAGGCAUUAAUAAUUGGCGUUCACGCUAUUCCACUGCCACACCCGAAUCCUUUGCGCAAGACGAAAAGCCCGACGAGAAGAAUGAUACAAAUUGGUUCACUUUGCCCCCGUACACUGACACAGUAAACGGCGCCGCUUUAGGUAAGGAGAUCGCCGGCAGGUGGUCGGAAUCGAGAAAGGAUGCCAUUAAAGAUUCCAAAACUCAAGAAUCAGCCACCGACGUUGCUUCAACGACCGCGCUGAAAUGGAUUCUCCGGUGCUGCCCCGAGCUUCCGAGAAGCCUUGUUCAGAAGCUCUUUCGACUCAGACAGGUUCGAAGAGAAUCCUCAAACAUAGAAGAUUCUGAUUCCAGUGCUCAGUUACAAAAACCUCGACUUAAAAGGGUGACAGCUAAAGACUCCAUGAACUUGGGGGACAGAAUAUUUCUUCCAGUUACUGUAAAAGAAGUCCCUGUUGAGAAAAAAGAGUUGCAUUGCAAUGGAGAAGAAGUGAACUUUAUCCGUAGUCUUGAGCUAUAUAAGGAUCCAGCCAUUAUUGUUGUCAAUAAACCUCCGGGAAUGCCUGUUCAGGGUGGUAUUGGAAUCAAGACAAGUUUAGAUGAACUGGCUAUUACUUGCUUAAGUUAUGACUGCUCAGAAUCCCCUCGGCUGGUACACAGACUUGACAGAGAUUGUAGUGGGAUCUUGGUCAUGGGACGUACACAAAUAAGUGCAACAGUUUUGCACUCGAUUUUCCGAGAGAAGACAUUUGGAGCAUCUGGAAAUGACACUUCUAAUGAAAAAAGAGUUCUGGAAAGAAGGUAUUGGGCACUUGUCAUUGGAUCUCCGAGACAUCCAAAGGGUUUAGUUUCAGCUCCAUUGGGAAAGGUGGUGGUGGACAACGGAAAGUCCGAGCGAAUUACAGUUGUGAACAAUUCACAAAGUUUGUCAUCUCAGCAUGCAGUUACGAAGUAUAAAGUGAUCGGAUCAUCAUCUCAAGGUUACACGUGGUUAGAGCUCUCUCCUCUUACGGGUAGAAAGCACCAGCUUCGUGUUCAUUGUGCUGAGGUUUUGGGGACACCAAUAGUUGGAGACUACAAAUAUGGUUGGCAGGCUCACAGAAACUUGAAGCCUUUAAGUUUGUCUAAUGUUGAGAGCCAACAUGAAGAGUUGCCAAAGAGGAAAAACCUCCCGUUUGGCAUUAACAUGCACAAUGGAAGUAUUUCAGAGAAACAUCCUCGACUACAUCUUCACUGUAAACAAAUGGUUUUGCCAAACAUAACUCAAGUUUUGCAAAAUCUGGGACAGUAUUCAGACUAUGAUCUUUCACAACUAGAAAGCCUCAAACUGGAUGCUCCUAUGCCUUCCUACAUGGAAAGAAGUUGGAAUAUCACGAAUUCCUAAGCUACGGUAGGUUGUAUAAUGUUAGGUGUGGUGGUGUAUCAUAAGUUGGGAUGCCCCACAGACUAGCAAAAUGGUUCUGGUAAGUCCUAUACUUAUUCUCUAUUAGGUAUGUUUGCAAGGCAGAUUCCUCAUUUGAAGUCGAGUAAUCUUUUGGUUUUUCACACAUGACAUUGAGCCAAACCAAAUUGUGACCAAAUUAAAUCCGAGGUGAAGACAAGAAAGACAGAUGCUUCAUUCAUUUCUUUCUGUGGCAACCAUAAUACAUGUUAGGCAUAUUUCAUCAUUAGUUCCAAAUUUCAUGGUUUCUUGACAAAAUGAUCCUCAAUUUUUAUACCCCAGAUUCAAUUUAUGUGAAGCCGUACUCUUGGGACAAUAAUCUAUGAGUAUUCUUGGCACCAUAGCUAAUCUCUCUGAGAAUUUAAAUUUAAAUUUAAAUCUAUGAGCAUUCUGAUCGCACGUUGAUAAGUUUAAAUUAAUGUGAACUUAAACUAUACUAAUAACCAUUGUUUUUGUUUUUGUUUAUGUUUUUCAUUUUUACGAACAAAGUUUCAUUUGAUUGGCUACACUUGUAUUCCUUUCAUAUGAUCAAGCUGUUUUAUUAUUACUAUCAUGAAAUACCUAGAUCAUCCUUAACAAAAGAAAGAAAAACCCUAAAUGAUCAUCAUUCAUUUCCACUUGUCAUU